This is a messenger RNA of Pungitius pungitius (ninespine stickleback), 2589 nucleotides long. RefSeq names its product epoxide hydrolase 5 (gene ephx5). Gene Ontology annotation, biological process: epoxide metabolic process; arachidonate metabolic process. The transcript has 11 exons. The record is from RefSeq and is a predicted model, not a curated record. Bases 863 to 2269 code for a protein of 468 amino acids. Gene Ontology annotation, molecular function: epoxide hydrolase activity. Lineage: Eukaryota; Metazoa; Chordata; Actinopteri; Perciformes; Gasterosteidae.
GUGUCCAGGGUGGGAGGUUCAAGUUUGUCAAAGUUGACGAGGCAAGAUAACCGAGGAUAUCAAGACGCCUUGCUUGCUUUGCUAAAGCCGGAAACAUACUACCUUGUACUUUAAAGCUUUUGGUUGAACUUCCGUCCUUUGUUGAAGUUUGUUCACUUUUAUAUUUGGAGUGAAACAUGUGCUGCAAAAUGUCAUCAUGUAAUUGUGAGUCCAUGUUUGCAUUAUGAGGACAUGUGUUAAUUAGGCAAGCUGCCUUUACAGCAACUACCAGCAUUUGAGCCACACCUCUCAGGCCCAGUAGGAUGUGGCACUUAAAUGACUUUGGAAAACGGAAGAAUGAAUAUCGUCCCCCUCAGCUAACAGGCCCGAUUCAUUUGCCUUGAUUGGAGUUGUUUUCCGUGCCAUAAAACUAUUUGAGUAAAUACAGCUACUUCUUCAUGUGUUUCAUCAUUGCAUUGACAUUUACCUUUCAUCAAAUAAUGCUUUCACUUGUUAGUUCCUUUACAUCCACCUUAGGAUAAAAAUGUUACGUGCUUUUAGUCUGCUUGUAGGCUGUUGAGGUAAGAUUUUAUACAUUCAACAGUGACCUGGUGUGAUAAAGCAGCUUGCACGUUGUCAGGAAGAAUGACGUCACGGCUGCUUCGAGUGGCGGAUCUCGCGGCCAAUGAGAUCGUUGGGUUUCCGCACCGUCACGGCCAUUGCAGAGUUCCGGGUACGCCAGACAAUCCCAGUCUCUUCGUAUCGUGGAGAGCUGAAUCCCUUCGUAGCCGAACCGUGCAACAUUACAUUUAGGUAGACCCAAAAAGGAGACAAACAAGGUUUGAUAAAAACGCCUGUGGUCACUUACCUUUGGAAUUGCACAAUGCAGAGACUGCAGGUUUUGAAGGGAGCUUUCUGUGGCUUAGAUGCAAUCCAACAGCAGCUUCUGAUUGGCUCAGCUGUGGCAGCAGGAGGAAUACUCAUACAUCUGCUUUACAAGAGAAGACAAGUCAAAAGUAUCCCUCUCGGUGAAGGGUGGUGGGGAGCAGGACAGAAGCCUGUGUCAGAAGAUGAGCAAAUCUAUCCUUUUGAAGUGCAAACCUCAGAUGAAGAGAUUGAGGACCUCCAUGAGCGCAUUGACCGAACCCGCUACGCCGAAUCUUUAGAAGAUGGCUGCUUCCACUAUGGCUUCAAUUCCACAUAUCUCAAGAAAGUGGUUUCCUAUUGGAGACACAAAUUUGACUGGAAAAAGCAAGUGGCAGUACUUAACAAGUAUCCACAUUUCAAAACCAAAAUCGAAGGCUUGAACGUGCACUACGUCCACGUGCGACCACCACCCCGCGAGAAUCAGAAGGUUGUGCCUCUCAUGCUGGUUCACGGCUGGCCUGGCUCCUUCUAUGAGUUCUACAAGAUGCUGCCGCUUCUCACGGAGAACCAUGACGGUCUGGCGUUUGAGGUCAUAUGCCCGUCCAUGCCUGGCUACGGUUUCUCAGAUGCACCACACAAACAAGGAUUUGACAGUCUCGCUGCCGCCCGCAUUUUCCUGACACUGAUGGAACGUUUGGGAUUCUCCCAGUUCUAUCUGCAGGGAGGAGACUGGGGCUCGCUCAUCACCACCAACAUGUCACAGAUGAAGCCCAUGUGUGUUAAAGGUCUCCACUUGAACAUGAUUAAGGCAAGAAUGGGGUUCUCCGUGAUGUUUUCCCUCAUGAUUGGACCUUACCUGCCAUUCCUGGUGGGCUUCAGUCGGGAAGACGUACGCCGAUUGUUCCCUUUCUUUGAGAAGAAUGUCUGGAGCUUCCUGAGGGAAAGUGGCUACUUUCACAUCCAGGCCACCAAACCAGACACUGCAGGCUGUGGGCUGAAUGACUCUCCCGUGGGCUUGGCGGCCUACAUUUUGGAGAAGUUCUCCACCUGGACUAAUCAGAGGAACAGAGCUCUGGCCGAUGGAGGGCUGGAGAGGAAAUUCAGCCUAGAUGACGUCUUGACAAAUGUCAUGAUCUACUGGACCACCGGCUCCAUCGUCUCCUCCAUGCGCUUCUACAAAGAGAACUUUAAGAGCAACCCUGACAAGAGAAGGGAUGCAAAGGUAGGGAUUACGGUGCCCACUGGACUUGCCGCCUUCCCCGAAGAGCUGAUGCACUGCCCGAAGUCUUGGGCACAACAUAGGUAUCGGAACAUCUACUCCUACACUUUCAUGCCUCGAGGUGGUCACUUUGCCGCCUUUGAGGAGCCCCAGCUUCUAGCUAACGACAUUGUCCAGUUUGUCAAAAAAGUAGAGAAGUUCUAAACCCAUUGAUGCACUCUUAAGAUCAUUAUUGUUAACUGCUUUUGAUUGCGGUCAAUUUUGAUUCAGACUGAUUUUCCAAAAGGGGAUGUAGAUGCACAUCCCUUGUGUAGGUUAUUGCACUAAAAUGCAUCUCACAGAUUGCUUCACUGUCCAGAUGUUUUCCAUUUUAAUAAAUGUAAACACACUUAAUGUAUCCAACGAUUGCAUUAAAGAAAUCAAAAUAAUGUAUCCAACGAUUGCAUUAAAGAAAUCAAAAUAAUGUAUUAAACAUGUUAAGAUAUGGUCGAAACAUAUCACACCGAUAUUAUGUGUGUUGGUCU